GCGGCGCCCUGGCCUCUUCCACGGAAUCACUGUGCUGAGACUCACCGCGCCGCCCUUCUCAGCUUCUCCGCAGCCCAUUGGCCCAAAGGAUCGUCGUGCCAAUGGCGACCAUCGGAUGGCGCGGCCCCACCGGGCGAAGGCGCAGGAAGAGCGUGAGGAGGCCGAGGUUGAGAAUCUGAAGGAGGCUGAAGAGCAACUCCAAAAGUGUAAGAAAGGGAAACAGGCCCGGGUUCAGCAAGCUGAGAAGGAGGCUGAAGAGCUGGCAGCGCCGCAAAAGCGUAAGCAGAAGAGGAAAAAGGGCGAAGCUGAGCAAGCUGAGAAGUGGGAGGAGCUGGCACCCAUAGAGGUGAAGAAGGAGAGCAGAAAGGAGGAGUGAGAGGGAGCUGCAAGUCGUAUGCUGAAUGCUUUCUACAGAUGCGUCCAGAGCGUAAUCAAACAUCCCAAGCAGGGCAGGAGCUUGACGAGAAGAAGCUGUUGGAAGAGAACUUCGGCCUCAGGCAGAAACGAGAUGAGCAAGCACUCAUUUCUCAGGUGUUGCCACUGGAAGGGGAAGCAGGGGAGGAAGAGGAGAGUGAGGAGGACAAGCCCACAUCGCGGCAGAUGAAAGAGCUCAUCGCGCCAUUACCUCCCACCAAGUCUUUUCAGGGAACCUGGUGGCGACCGGUAGAGCUUUUGGGUAUGCAGUUUUUUUGCUUUGAAUGCAAGCUUCCCUCACAAACGUGGUGGGCCGUGCUACCGGAUCGCUCCAUCUUGCGGCCAGCUUUCUACCGCGCCCAUCCCACUGCGACGCGCCACGACGUGCGGCUGCGCCUCCAGCACCUCCAAGAAGCAGGCUGUCCGGUGCCGUGGGUCUUGGCAAAGGAACUGGAGGACCAGAAGCUACCACACUAUUCAAAGAGAGACCAGAAGCUUCGUGCCGUAAAGCUGCAAAAGCUCAUCGAGGAGCUGGAGGUCGACAGAGUCUGCCUCGAUGACCUCGACGCGUCCUCGUCCUCGCGCAUGUGGCCUGAGAUGGAGAGCUUCUGUGGGCAGAGGCCUGAGGCCGAAAAGAACUUCUACUGCAGAUCUUACAGCGACAGCGGCUGGCCUCGAUUUCUGCCUCUUCAGCAGCACCCCUUUCUGCGUCGCUUGGGAGCAGAGGUCCUUUGGGAGCGUGAGCGGAAGGGCGGCAUAGAGACCGGCUGGUUUCAAACGCGGGGCGCCAGCUGCUAUCCGUGCUUGGUGGCAGGUCGCCACUGCCGUGGACGCAAGCUCCAUCCCAGAUUGGGAUUGGCCAUGGCGUGCACGUCUUGUCGCCUGGCCGGGCUCUCCGUGCGCCAGUGUGCAGUGGCCCUGUGUUUGGAGGGAACGCCUUCAGCGACCUUGACCGAUCAUUGGGCCAGAGUUCAGCCCGACCUCAGCACUUGCCACGUGUGCCGCUGCCCGCCCGAACGACCGCGGCGGACACCGCAGGGCGCUGUGCCGUGCACGGUGUGCGUCGGCUGCCAUGCCUGGCUGUGUCACAAGACCAGCUGCCAUGCUGACGCACAAGUGCGCCAGGACCUGCCUUAUUGGUUAUGCUGUCACUGCCUUGGCGUUCCUCUCGCAUGUUUCUGUCUGCAGACACAUGCCGACGCUGCCCAACUCUUGAACAACGUCCACAUGCUGAUGCCGAAAGCCUCGAAAGCCUUGAUCACCCAGUACCCGCAGCCGAAGACCGCCGCCCAGUUGCACCGGACGAGGGCCUUGAGACGCUGGUGGGGCCGCACGAGAUUGCUGUCUCCAAGGCCAUCCCGAGCGUCCUGGUUGGACUAUGCUGGAUUGCUUCGAAAGAUGACCAUUGUGGAGUUUGAGCGCUUCAAAGCUGCCGUGCAGCGGCUGCGAGCAGAAAUCAUGGGCCUCGACAGGAGACGUCAGCGGAUCACGUGCAUGAAGUGGCUGAUGAAGGUCCAAAGCUUUGCAGAGCCCUCUUUGAUCUUCACCUUCCUGCUGCGGCUCCAGAAUGAACAUGACAAGGAGCGGCGGCUCAUGGAGUGGGAACCCAUCUACCGUGCCACGCGGCGCCGUUGGGUUCUGUCGCCGUUGGACGCGGAACUGGGCUUUUGGCAAAUGCGGCACAGGAGGUUCGUUGCGGAGCUGGGGGAGAAUGACUUUCCGCCGAGCCAGAGCUGUUUCGUCCAGCUCCGGGAGAGGAUUCCCACCCAGCUGAAAUGGUGGAGAGUCCACCGGCAGCUCCAGCACCAAGCGCUGCGUGGCGCCCACGGCUCCGCUGCAACCCCGCACAAGCUCCGCCGCCUCCGCCGGCUCAAGCGGCGACGUCCACUUCUCCGUGGGCCAGCGCCCAAAAAUCACUCGCGGCAAGUCGGCUUCGAGGAGAAAGGCACCAUACAACGCUUCCAAUUGGAAAGUGAAAGUGAAGAAGUGGACUCUCCCAUUGACAGCAGCUGGUGAGCCCGGUCGUAGCGCUGCCCACAAUGUGGUGAAACGCCGCAUCUCAACACGUGUGUCGUGGAUGCG
Molecule: messenger RNA, 2496 nt
Organism: Durusdinium trenchii
Lineage: Eukaryota; Dinophyceae; Suessiales; Symbiodiniaceae
Source: the annotation of a GenBank genome assembly